This is a messenger RNA of Peronospora farinosa, 900 nucleotides long. The record is from the annotation of a GenBank genome assembly. Lineage: Eukaryota; Oomycota; Peronosporomycetes; Peronosporales; Peronosporaceae.
AUGAGUGUGAACGUCACCAAGAUCCUGAACAGCCCCGAGGUGAUAUAUAGAGCAAGUUACAAUCAGCGUGACUUGAUACUUUAUGCUGUGGGUAUUGGCGAAUCAGCACUUCAAUUUACGUACGAGUAUGAUGACACUUUCGCUGCUUUUCCUCUCUACUUCGUGUGUUUGCCAUUCAAAGGCCAGUCGCAAGAUAUCGUGCCUUUUCCACCCGAGACAUUCCUUGCAAUGCCUGAUGGACUGCCGAGCUUUAAUCCAGCUAUGAUUCUACAUGGUGAACAGUCUGUAGAAAUUCUACGGCCAUUAGAUCCCAUGGGUGGCACUUUGACAAGCAAGACAAAAGUCAUUUCUUUCUAUGAUAAAGGCAAAGGCACACUCAUGGAGACGCAGACAGAGUUUGAAGAUGAAAAUGGACCAGUUGCGAAGCUUGUUAGUGGGUCUUUUAUUCGUGGCCUUACGGGCUACGAGGGGAGCAAUGGGCGCAAACUCCCAGCUCGUGUGCAAAUCCCUAAGCGUCAGCCGGACUUUGACGACGAAUUCAAGACGUCGGUCUAUCAAGCACAAAUUUACCGUCUUUCAGGUGACUACAACCCAUUGCAUAUUGAUCCGGAGAUUGCGACGAGUGUAGGCUUUCAACAGCCCAUUCUGCAUGGUUUGUGCUCCAUGGGCGUGGCUAGUCGCGCGUUGUACAAACAGUUUUGUGGCGGCGAUGCAAGACGCUUUAAAUUCAUUCGUGUUCGCUUCUCAAGUCCGUGUUAUCCAGGAGAGACAAUCCAGACUAGAAUGUGGCAGGAAGGAAGUGGACAAGUGCUAUUCCAGGCCGUGGUCAAAGAGCGCGGAGUCGUGAUUAUCGACGGUGGCGAAUUCCUUUUCGACCAAAACACGUCGUCACGAUUGUAA